AUGAGCUGCUUUGGUUGUUGUGGUGAUGAGGAAUUCCAUAAACUUACUGAAACAGGACCAAAGACAGCAUACAACACAGCAGGUUACAAUGGUCACCAUCAAAGGCCAGAACCAUUCAAGAACCCACCAGUUAUACAGAUGCAACCUGUAGCUGUGCCAGCCAUUCCAGCAGAUGAAUUCAAGGAUAUAACUGAUAACUAUGGUUCAAAGUCCUUGAUUGGUGAGGGCUCAUAUGGAAGAGUGUUUUAUGGUGUUCUCAAAAGUGGAAAGGCAGCUGCUAUUAAGAAACUUGAUUCCAGUAAGCAACCGGAUCAAGAAUUUCUCUCCCAGGUUUCAAUGGUUUCUAGAUUGCGGCAAGACAAUGUUGUUGCUCUUCUAGGCUAUUGCGUUGAUGGCCCACUCCGUGUACUUGCUUAUGAAUAUGCUCCUAAUGGAUCUCUUCAUGAUAUUCUUCAUGGUAGAAAAGGUGUGAAAGGAGCACAGCCAGGUCCUGUUCUGUCAUGGCACCAGAGAGUAAAAAUUGCUGUUGGUGCAGCUAAAGGACUUGAGUACUUGCAUGAGAAGGCAAACCCUCAUGUUGUCCACCGAGACAUCAAAUCAAGCAAUGUACUUAUGUUUGAAGAUGAUGUUGCUAAGAUUGCUGAUUUUGAUUUGUCUAAUCAAGCCCCUGACAUGGCUGCACGCCUUCACUCAACUCGUGUGCUUGGAACCUUUGGUUAUCACGCCCCAGAGUAA
Messenger RNA from Eruca vesicaria subsp. sativa (arugula), 735 nucleotides. NCBI's taxonomy places the organism in Eukaryota, Viridiplantae, Streptophyta, Magnoliopsida, Brassicales, Brassicaceae. The record is from the annotation of a GenBank genome assembly.